Aedes albopictus (Asian tiger mosquito) is the source of this 3578-nucleotide messenger RNA. RefSeq lists its product as uncharacterized. The transcript has 5 exons. The coding region runs from base 2200 to 3276 and encodes 358 amino acids. The record is from RefSeq and is a predicted model, not a curated record. Lineage: Eukaryota; Metazoa; Arthropoda; Insecta; Diptera; Culicidae.
GUUUGAAAAUUUAUCAGUGUAAAACUUACUCUCGGAAACUGAUCUUUAGUGCUAGAAACACUUUAUGACAAUUAUCAACUAAAUGGUUGUGGUAUUUUUGCAAUAUGUUAGUGUUCAUAUCAAAACACUUUUAAAUACUGGAACAAUUUUUUUUAACAUUAAUUGAGAUAUUGACAUGCAUUUUACGAAAACGUUGAAACAAUCACGAAAGUGAAGACCCUUUUUUAUAGAUGCUGAUAGGCCUGCAUCAAAUGUUUUUACAUUAUUUUUCAAUGAGCUAUUUUACGAAGUGACAACAAUGUUGAUGAUGAUAUUGCUUUUCACGGGUAAGGACGCUACCUACUGUCAAAAUUUCAUUCAUAAUAUCGGCUCGUAAAACGGACUAUUCAUUCAGUCAUUGUUUAUAUGAAGGCACAGAAACACGAGUUUAUCAUUCUUCGUUUAAUAAUAAUAAUAUAAUUGGCUUUUAUGAAAGAUAAACGUAGACCCAAUCAUUAUUAUUUAGUUUAUCCAUGGUAUAAUCGAAAAUAUGUUAAAAGACAUAAGAAAAGAACUCCCUCGAACAAUAUUACACCUGAGAUUUUCAAUACUGCCGAAUGUGAUGAGGUGCAAACGAUUGACGAAAUGCAAUCAGAUGGUGCAUCCACUGAUCAAAGAAACUCGGAAUCUGGUCCUGAAUGUUUCUGCGAAGAAUCUCUCGAUGGUUCUGAUGAAGAAGAACCGAAUACUGAUAAACAUUGUUUGGGUGUACAAUCUGAGCCGAAUGAUUUCAGUGAUAUAUCGGACACUGAAUCAUUCUACAAUAAUUAUAGCAAUCAGAGUAGUGAAGAAGCUAUACGCUUGGAAGUGGGCCGUGACAGUACGGGCAACAGAUUCAUCAAAUUUAAGUCAAAUAUUACAAGAAGUGAUGUGCUGUAUAUGAUUCUUAAAUUCUACACGAAGUAUAAUACACUCCCGUUCAAAAGUUUGGGGUCACCCCCUCAAAAACAUGUCAUUUUCUUAGGCCCAUAUCUCCGCCAAUUUGCGUCCGAUUUCAAAACCCUAGGUUUCAUUCAAAAGAUAAUAAGUCAAAGAAACUUUGAACAUGAUUUUAAAGAAACUUUUUCAAAAAAAUUUGUAUGUAAACUUAACCCAAAGUUCCCAAAUUUUCUAAAAAAUGAAUAUAAACUUACGGCAGUGUCGCUGGAAGUUGGGUCGACCAAAUUUAAGAUGAGAGCGGUAAUAUGACCCAUUUUCUAUUAGAUUUCAACUGCUUUUUACAGAACUUAGCUAAAAAAUCUAGAAAAAAAGUUAUUAAGUAAAUUAAUCCUUGAUGUCAUCGACCAAAAGUUUGGGGUCACCCCUCAAAAUGAUGUAUCGGCCAAAAGUUUGGGGUCACUAACGUAAAACAUGGAAAAGUGAUUUGUUGAUAUCUUUGUCAUCUUUCAUUCAAUUUUAAUUCUUCUUGGCUUAUUUGAAACAAAAUGAAUGAUACUUACUGCAUAGACAUUGAACCACACAUAUUUGUUGAAAUCUACAUACUAAAACUUAACGUAAAGUUGCCUCAUUUUUUGAAGCGUGGUAAAAUGUGCUAAAUUUACAUAACAUUUUUAUAUACAAAAAUCGUUAAAUACGUUAAGUUAAAGACAUCAAACGUAAAUUUAGUUAAUUAUCUUUGAAAUGAGCCAAAAAUAAUUAAAAUUGAACUAUAGAUGACGAAGAUAUCAUCAAAUCACUUUUCCAUGUUUUACGAAAGUGACCCCAAACUUUUGGCCGAUACAUCAUAUUGAGGGGUGACCCCAAACUUUUGGUCGAUGACAUCAAGGAUUAAUUUACUUAAUAACUUUUUUUUCUAGAUUUUUUAGCUAAGUUCUGUAAAAAGCAGUUGAAAGCUAAUAUAAAAUGGGUCAUAUUACCGCUCUCAUCUUAAAAUUUGGUCGACCCAACUUCCAGCGACACUGCCGUAAGUUUAUAUUCAUUUUUUAGAAAAUUUGGCAACUUUGGGUUAAGUUUACAUACAAAUUUUUUUGAAAAAGUUUCUUUUAAAUCAUGUUCAAAGUUUCUUUGACUUAUUAUCUUUUGAAUGAAACCUAGGGUUUUGAAAUCGGACGCAAAUUGGCGGAGAUAUGGGCCUAAGAAAAUGACAUGUUUUUGAGGGUUUGACCCCAAACUUUUGAACGGGAGUGUAUACCACAGCAAGAUGUUGAGCAUUUAUUACAGAUGUUUAAUGCCAUUUCAACGAGAAACACAUUCCCAGAAACAUUUGAUGCCUUUAAACAGACGUUUCCAAAUAAAUGUGAAAUGGAACGUGUUUAUUUUUGCCUAACCUGUCAAUACGGAUAUAGCGACACCCCCAGUGCAGAAGUUGUGUGUCCUGUGACUAAUUGUGAGACAACGAAAAAAGACUUUUUCAUCGUCUUCUCCCUCGAGGACCAGAUACGGGAAACCAUUAUUAAGUAUUCUCAACAAAUUAAAGAUUAUGAGAAGCACAUUGUCGAUUUCGAUAUAUGCGACAUUAACAGAGGGCUUCUGGCACAGGCAGUCAUGUCACGAGAAGAUUGCAAAUUUAUUACUCUUUCUGCUAAUGAGGAUAGUGCUGCAGCAUAUAGGAGUACUACGAAAAAGCCUCUGUAUCCGCUAUUUCUUGUAGUCAAUAAUUUGCCUCCUCAUUUAAGAUUUGAUAAAAAUAAUCUCAUCAUUGGAGCACUAUGGUUUAAUACCGGGAAACCUGAUAUGGCCCUUUUCCAUAAAAAUUUCAUUCAACAAUGUCAACGACUCCGCAACGGAAUUCAGGUUGAAUCUGAAUUUUAUAAAAUAAUUGUUCUUCAAAAUUGUUUGGAUUCAGUUGGUAGAUGUGAGGUAUUCUGUUCCAAGCAGUUCAAUGGAAAAUAUGGAUGCACCAUCUGCCUCCACCCAGGAAAAGUAAUACAAAACCAAGUUCGAUAUCCCUAUCAGAAAUCAAAACUUAGAGAUGAUCAGUCCACAAGGAAACUAAUGAUGCAAGUUCACAACUCGGAAAAAGGAGAAUCUGUCUUUGGAAUAAAGGGCCUCAGUGUGCUCACUGGAAUUCCGGAUUUCGAUAUUAUCAAAGGAUUGCCACCGGAUUAUAUGCAUAUGGUAAAUUUGGGUCUUACUAAGCUACUGUGGGAACUUCUUAUCGAAGGCGAUUCUGAUAAUAAAUCGCAACCAUAUUACAUCGGAAAUUUUAAGCAGUUGAUAGAGCAUAGAUUCCAGGCGAUUCGACUGCCAAGCAGCUUUCCAAGACGAAUCAGGAAUAUAGUCGAGCAUGCUAAAUAAGGACUGUUCAAUUUAUAAAACGGACAACUUUCUUGUGUGAUAUCUUUUUUAUUUUUCAAUAAAAUCAUUAUCAGUUUUUUGCAUAACCUUCUGUGGCUAUUCUUGAAUGUGGGAAAAAUAUAACAUUAAGCAAAAUGAUCUUUUUUCUGUAACUGAAGCGGUUUUCGUAAAAUAUCAAUAAAAACCCAUUUCUCAAAAUUCGACAUAACUUUCUACAUACUUAACAUGCACAUUUUCAUGAAGUUUUUAAUGUAUUGGAAUCUUCUACUAUUCUACUAAAGGUAAAGCUCAAUAGUUGGUCA